Anopheles stephensi (Asian malaria mosquito) is the source of this 2754-nucleotide messenger RNA. RefSeq lists its product as uncharacterized. The record is from RefSeq and is a predicted model, not a curated record. Bases 1329 to 2471 code for a protein of 380 amino acids. Gene Ontology annotation, molecular function: protein binding. The transcript has a single exon. Lineage: Eukaryota; Metazoa; Arthropoda; Insecta; Diptera; Culicidae.
GAUGUUUUCUUUGGAGUUAAAUUAUUCAGUCAGCGCAGGUUAGUUGAUGAAGUGCAUAAGAACACUAUUUAAAAAAUAAUAAAUGCAUACAUGAACUUCAACAUAUAUUCACGAGAGAUUCUCUCACCAUACUUAAUUGUUUAUCUUCAAAACACUUUAUGAAGACUUCCUGUUAGACUCCAGAACCCAAGGUCUUUGGCUAAUCAGAGAUCCUUGUCGUUCAAGGGAUUUUGUCUACCAAAAGGUCGCUUCUUUCGUAGGCUGGAGUGUAGAUAACGUUAAACAAGAGACCUUACCUUCAGAGCUAAGUAACUGCGCCGUCCAAGAGGCCGUCCAAGGGAGACUUCAUUCUAUCGCAGGCCGGAGCGUAGAUAGCCUCCAACAGCCUGCCGUCCAAGAGCCUCGCCAUCCGACUUCACCUACCAAGAGGGAUUAUUUGCCAAAAGUUUGCUUGUUUCCCAAAGGUACCAUUCCUUGUAGGAGCUGCGCCAAUCAAAGAACCUCGCCGUCGUAGAAAUUUCGCCCACCCAAAGAGCUUUUCUACUGUAAACCGGUACUUCAGAUAUUAUAAACUAGGAUAUCUUAUUGACUAAGCGACCUCGACGUCCGUCGGCUAUCUCAGGGCCUUUACCAUGGCGUCUAACGGCUCGUCUAUCUCGAGCUUCUCGAACUAUUGAAAGGCUGUGUUGUCUAAAGAGCCUUAGCUUCUAAUGAUACUUGGCGGUCCAAGUAGCCUUAACCUCCAUUCUGAUUCGCCAUGGACCAUGAAUAUUCCACUGGAUCUAAAAGCAGAAUUCAGAGCUUCAUGUAACUGUUAAAAUAACCUGUUGGAAAGGCCGGAACAUCACCAUCUAAGAGGCUACCAAGACAUCUCGUCUAUAGUAAAACUUAUGUCCAAGAUACCACGUCCAUCAAAGGGUCAAGUUUGCCAAGAGUCUUUGUCUUAAGGCCUAACGAAUAUAGGCUUCGUCUAUUAUGAAACAUUGUUAUCCAAAAAACUUUAAACCUUCAUUCUCCCUCGCGACGGGCAUUAAGAAUUCCACAGGAUCUAGGAGGAGAAUCAGGAGGUUCUUGUAACUACCACGCGGGUGUUCAACGAACCAACAUUUUAUCCUGAGCAGCUCACUGACAGCUUGCUUGCAUUGAAAAAGAAUCAGAAAAGGUUGCUAAACACAGCAGGCCGUGUAAACAAUCUCCCAGAGCCUGUCACGAUCAAAGUAAGCGACGUAACACCGAGUAACGCCGUAUCGUCUCCGUCCUGUCGCACCAACCGUAGUCAUUCGCUUGUUUUCAACCCCACAACCGUUCGGCCAUUAAGAAACCCCACCAUGGAAGAAACUUCCGAAGAAAGCCUGCAGCAACACUCCAUAUCGAGUGACUUCUUCCUGCAGCACAUCGAUUGCUCCAAGCUGCAGGCAGCAUUUACACCGCCUCGCAAAAGCACCCGCUCUCCGCUCUGGCCACUGAUGGAGCGUAAAAUACGGGACCGCGAAAACACCGACCUGCAGGUGCACAUCGACGACACGCUUAUCCACUGUCACCUGCUACCCCUGCAAUGCUUCAGCGAGUACUUCGAGCAGGAAGUUCAACCAGGCCAGGCGGUAGUGAAGCUGCCCGCCCACCAGGUACCGUCCGCCGCCUUCCAAAUCGUGUACGACUGGAUCCUCGAUCCGAACCGCCAGCUCGAGUGGGAACAUUUCGUGAGCGUACUGUCGGCGGCCGAGUUUCUCCGCAUGCCGGCCCUGAUCGAACGAUGCUGGCAGCAUCUGGACAGUCCGAAGGUGGUUGAAAAUGUGGCGUUCUUUGUGUUUCUGCAGGCGCGCAAGUUUCGCACCGUCCAGCUGCAGCCGAUGAUGCUGCGGCGGAUCUGUCGCUUCUUCCUGAGCCUCGUCAGCACGCCUGAGUAUUGUGAACUUUCGCUGGACGAGCUGUCCGUGCUGCUGGGGUCCAACAUUAUCGGGGUGUUUGACGAGACGGACGUGCUGUACGCUGCGUGCCAGUGGCUGCUGUACGAUUGGAGCGCCCGGAAGGAUAAGGUCGAGUGUGUGAUGCAGCUGGUACGGUUCGAGCGUAUGCGGGCUGGCGAUCUGGCACGGUUCUGCGUGUUUCAGGAGUGUGCCGAACUGCAGCCCAUUCUGCGCCAUCCGGCCACGAAGGAGCUGGUUGAUAGGGCGCUUGCAUCGAUCUGCUCACAGCGGCAGGAUGCGGCCGGUGCUACGAACUCGGGCCCGGAUGGAAGCGGCAGCGGUUGGAACAUUGCGCCACGCUUGCCCACGGAACGCGUCCGGCUGAUUCCGGACACGGCGGAAACGCUUGCGUUUGUCGCCGGAGACACGAGCUACGAUGGGUUCAAUGAGUUCCUGUACGUGCUGUGCUCUAAACCUGGCAUCUGGCAAACGUUCCGACUGUCGGAGGAUAACGUGGGCCUGCUGCAGGACAUGUUUGGCGAUUGCUCGUUGGCGACGAAUUAAGCGAAGCUUCAGGAUUGACUAGUGAGGGCCUUGGAGCUGAGGAACGUGAAGAAAUUCUGAGCUGGUGUCUAAAUUUAGCUGGUGAAGCUGGUUCUGUUUUGUCGAUUGAGGUUUAAUUUUUGAACAUUUUACUAUCCCUUCUAAUAAACGAAGGAGUUAAUAAGGCGUUAACCUAUUCACAAAUUAGUUAGAAAAAGCUUACUUACUUACUUAUCAGGCGCUACAACCGCUUUGGCCUGCUGCAACAAUCCUCGAUACCGCUCGCACGGUUUAGCGCCGUCGU